Molecule: messenger RNA, 3478 nt
Organism: Linum trigynum
Lineage: Eukaryota; Viridiplantae; Streptophyta; Magnoliopsida; Malpighiales; Linaceae
Source: the annotation of a GenBank genome assembly
CUCAGUCUGGAGAGGGCCAUGUCCGUCUAAAAUCUAGAGGCACAUGCCGCCUCAACGAAAAGGGCCAUGUCCAUCUAGAAAUUGAGGAGCACAUGCCGCCCUGCGACCAAUACCGAAUGACUGAAAAAUAAACUAAGUCUGGAAGAGGUACAUGCCGCUUCAAGGAGAAUCAUGUGCCACUUCAACGAGAGGUCCAUGCUGCUUCACGAGAAGGGGCAUGGACGCGAGACAAGAUGAGACGUCCAUGCCACUUCACGAGAAGGGGCAUGGACGCAAGAAAAGAUACUAAGUAUGAGAGGGCCAUGCUGUGUCACGAGAAGGGCCACAGACAUGACUGAGAAGUCCAUGGCCGGGAAUGAGGGGGCCAUGUCGCUUCAUGAUCCAAAAUAUACUAAGUCUGAGAAGGCCAUGCCGCCUCACGAGAAGGGUCAUGUGCAUGAUUAAGAGGUCCAUGGCCGUGUCAUGUGAUGGCCAUGGACGCGAAGCAAGAAGCAUUAGAAAUUAUUGAAAAUACUAAGUAUGGAAAUUAAAGGCCAUGCCGCCUCAUGAGAGGGGCCUUGUGCAUGAUUGAGAAGUCCAUGCCACUUCACAAGAAUGGCCAUGGACACAAAUAAAAAGGGUGUGGUGAUGGAGCAUUAUAUCACUAGUGAAUAUGUCUCAAGAGGUCCAUGACCGUUAGACAAGAAGGCCAUGGACAUGAGUAAGAAGUUCAUGGCUGUAAGACAAGAAGGCCAUGUACAUGAGUAAGAAGUCCAUGGCCGCGAGGCAAGAAGACCACAACCCCCUUUGUGAGACACCACAUGCUUAUCAAAAGACUAGCAUGACACGAGAUUCAGAACAAGACCAGGCGAGGCAAGCUACACUCCAAGACCCACGACGGUUACAAGAGAGGGCCCUAGGCGGUUGAAGGAGUAACCACCACUCCGAGGAAGCAGGGAGCGGUUCUUUUUGGGAGUUAUCCAAGAGGCGGUUUUUUACCGAAGAAGGGGGAGCGGUUCUUUGUAGCAGUUAUCCAACAAUCGAUUUUCUAUGGCGGUUACCUCCUCGUGGCUAUAAAUAAGAGGAGGGGUCGACAAAGACAAGAAGAGUUCCAAAACCAACACUCUGACACACAUGUCAAUUUUAUCCUUUACCUUUUCUCUAUCAUGUAGCCAUAGAUGUAGUUUGUAGUUUGGAGCUCUCGCCAAACCUCCAUAGAAGUAGAAGUAAUUUAAUUUAGAUCUCGUUCCCAAAAACCAUCAAUCAAACACCCUCGUUCGAACUUUGUUUGAAGAGGUUUGAGCCGUGUCUAAGAAAUUGUUGUCCAUAGAAGUCAAAGGUGCAAUCCAUCUCAAUUCAACGCAAGUUUUCUCGCCGGAAAACAAAUUUGGCACACCCGGUGGGACAUUGUGUAUGAUAUGAUGGCUCCAGGACAUAGACAACAAGAUGAAGAUCUUUUACAAGUCUUUGUAGAAGAGGAUCAAGUGACUAGCUUCAAAAUUGGUCGAGUGGAUAUUGUUGCCGGAAAAAAUGGCGGGAUGAAGGCUCUGCCAGCACCGAUGACAAGUUUGGAUGAAGCAGCUUCCAUCAUUUUGCUCCAUCAAUCCAUUGAGGAGGGUAUGGUUGACCCCAACAGGUAAACCAACGUUUAACUUCUCAUAUUAAGCGCCAUGCUUCUCUUAUUGAACGUAUUGAUUCUCUCAUUGAACGUCAUGAUUCUCUCAUUGAGCGUCGUGAUUCUCUCAUUUCUUGGAUUGAUACAUGUCUAUAUAAUUGGUUUGGCAACUUGUGCAAGACUCAAAGCCAUUUUUAUGAGUCUAGACAUGUCUCGGACAUAUCUGUGGUUCAAUCAAGGACUUCGCCAAUAAAUAGCAAAGAUCCACCACUAAACAGUGUUACAUGGUGUAAGAAUCUUUCUUCCACUGGUUUCAAAAUGGUCGAUCAUGGAAAGAAACAUCACCGACAUCGGUAACAAGCCAAUUGCCAUCUCAACAUGGGAGUUGUGGCCAAAAUUUGGCUUUCACGUUCACGACCCAUGAUUGUGACUUGUCUGUACAAUAUGGAGUUCAACCGCCCAUGCUAUAUAGAAGAACCCAUGUGGAUGACGUAGGUGGUGGCGUUUCAUCCAAAAUGGAUCAAGUACCAUGAUUUGCUCACCCACCCCCAAUGCCACCCCCAGUGAGUAGGCAACGAAUGGAUUAUGAAGAACUCAAACCAUCUAGAGCCCAUCAUGGGGGAAUGGAAGUCUAACAUCCCACAAGAUGAAAUUGAGAAGUCCACCUAGGCGGAAUGUGGUACCUAAGAAUCUACAUGAAGUCCAAGCCACACAUGCUUGUGAUAAACAUACUAAUAUGGCUAAGUAUGGACAUGACGGCAUGCCACCAACCACAGAAAGUGGACAUGGAGGUGUAUAUAAUAAGACACGAUGUGAUAAAGCCACAAAAAUUUAUUGUAGAUGUGAAAAUUUAGCUAAUUAUGGACAAGGCAUGUCCAGGAAGCCACGUGAAAUCCAAGCCACACAUGCAUAUGAUAAGCAUGUUAGUCUGGCUAAACCCGGACAUGGGGGCAUGUCACCCAUCCUGAAGUAUGAAGUAGGGGGCAUGUGUUGGAAGACACAACAACUCCAAGCCACCCAUGGCUUUUAUAAGUGUAAAACUAUGGUUAAGUCUGGACAAGAGGGCAUGCCACCAAUCAUCAACAGUGGACAUGAGGUCAAGUCCAACAAGAAAAGAUGUGGGAAAGCCAAAAAGAGUUCUCGUAGUCUUGAAAAUUUAGCUAAGUAUGGGAAAGGAGGCAUAUCACCCACCAUAAAUAAUGGAGUAGGGGGCAUGUCCAAGAAGCUAAAAGAAUUCCAGCCUACACAUGCUUGUGAUAAGUACACAAGUUUGGCUAAGUGUGGACAGGGGGGGAAGUCCAUGUUUAUGAGUAGUAAGUACAUGCCAUCAAUCAUGAAUGAUGGACAUAGGGGCAUGUAUAAGAAGGCACCAUACGCACAAACCAAACAUGACCUCACAAAGAACCAAGGAUGGAUGUGUGCUAAGUGUAUGGGCCAACAAGGUUUGGAUGUUGAAAGACGAAGUUAAGUGGGCCACAUGGGUGGUCGCCGACUUGUCAAAACUGGACAUCGUCUCCCACAACAUGAGGAGAGUAAGCAUGUCUCAAUCGAGAGGCAUCCAAGGCAGAGGAAAACUCAUGGUUGUCUUGACAUGUCAAGUAAGGUGGCCAAAACACAGGAGCAUGGGACCCCAUGUAAGGCCACCAAGGCUAGACAUACUGAUCAUAUACCACCCACUGGAUAGCUAGAAGAUUCAAAAUUAAUGUAUGGAGAAUCAUGUUCCAUAGAGGAAAAGAGGCAUAUGGUAUAUGGAUAGCUUGUAUGUUUUAAUCCAUGGACCUGGCAGUGAGUAUACACCUUUGGCGCAUUAGUUUUUGCCAGAGGCGAUGGAGAACAGUGACGUUUGUCACUCCUUGUUAUCUUAAAUAAAUAAAUAAAUAUCAU